Messenger RNA from Monomorium pharaonis (pharaoh ant), 11692 nucleotides. RefSeq lists its product as uncharacterized. The transcript has 9 exons. The record is from RefSeq and is a predicted model, not a curated record. Gene Ontology annotation, molecular function: protein binding. Bases 4440 to 7217 code for a protein of 925 amino acids. Lineage: Eukaryota; Metazoa; Arthropoda; Insecta; Hymenoptera; Formicidae.
CAGAUCACGGGCUAGUAGUCAGUCGGCGGUCGGAGUCCGCGCGCGACGGAUCGUGGGGCGGUAGGUUUGUACUACUUGCUCACUCGGCUCGGCCGGCGGCGCGACGUCACGGAUUGACUCCGCGUGCCCGCGAGACAGUAGCACGUGCGUGCGUGUGUGCGUGCGUGCGUGCAUACGUGCACACCGUGGAUAGGUGCAUACGCUUCGUGUGCAGUGAAAAGUGCACGUUUCGGGUGGACGCGCGUGUCUUCAGUGAUCGAACGUGAUUCUCGGCGAGAGCGGUGACGAGAAUACCAGCGGAGUUCUCUCGUCUGAACCGGCUCUCGUAUGUAUCCUGGGUAACGUGCUGUCGUAAUUAUCCGAGCACGCGUAGCAUUCGAGAGGCACGUCGGUAGCGGCCGGUGGAGGUGAUCUGGACCGAUGCAUUUCCUCUUCGGUGGCUCACGCGACAAAAAUAUCCGCGAAAAAUCUCGGCAGCCCGCCAAGCGGCCUCGAGAGCCGUCGCCGUGCUGCUCUAUCGAUGUAGCAUUGAUAAGAUAAUCCAGGGAUGAUAGUCGGAAUAUGAUGAACGGGGCGCGGGCGCGUUUUGACAGGCGCGGCGCGUAACGUAAAAUCGCAUUCACCACAUUGCUCCCGACAGGCGCCGGACGGAAGACAAAAGUCCGAGAAAUCCGUAGAUUUUCCGGAAAGCGGUAACCGCAGUUCUCGUGAAUGUCGAAUCGACGUACGUGCCAGGGAACGUAAUAAACGCGUCCCCGACGUGUCCUGCGUCGUAUUGAGGUUCCUUCUUACAGAAGAGGGCGAAUUUUGCGCAACCACGACGGCAUAAAGGCGACUCCGUGUCUGGCGUUUAUAGAGCUCCGAGAUUCCUUGGAAAUUAUACGACACCCGAAUGCAGAUCGCGGCAGGCGAUACGGAGUGAGCGCAUGAAUGCACGGCUAUUCUUGAAGAACGUUCGCGGCAGAAGCUGCGCCCCGUUCCUAACAAAAAGAGUCACACGUCAACCGCUGAAAGGGAGUACGUGCGCGUAGGGAGGAAAACGUCGAGUAUUCUAGGCACGCGUUGUAUGACAACGAAAACCCGUUCGACUGAUCAUUUCUCCGUCAUUCUUCCGAAUUUUCUAAAUUGCAUAAGUCGUACGUUUUGUACGUAAUGUAAGGCAAAUGUUGGGGGAAAGAGAGAGAGAGAGAGAGAAAGAGUGAGUUUCCGAGUUUUAACAUGCUUAGGCACAUCAAUCCACAAUUAUCGCGAUUAUUCCUUGGCACGCGAAGACAUUUAAUAAUACAAAUAAAUUUAAAGUGCAAAAAUUUAUGGCAUUUUCCACUUCAACAACACGUGUUGCAUUUCUAUCGAUAACAUUGUGUAACGAUAUUCACGUAUUUUUUAUUAAAUAACUACGUGUCUGACAACUACGUAAAUCUUUUAGCAAUAAAUUUUUUAAUAUUUUAAUACAUUGUUUUCCGUUUUUAUAUUAUUCAAACAGCAAUAACCCGGCUGUUUGUAAUAUGUAAUAAUUUUAUAUAUAAAAAUGUAUUCUACUGUAUACAUUUAUUCAAGUUGAUCUUAAAUGAAUAAAUUAAUUAAGAAAAGUCUGAUGUGAAAAAACAAUCAAAACAACGCACUACACGUGACAUUGCCUCUUCUCUUGAAUCUAGCUACAAGAUUUGUUUAAAACUCGUAGAUUAUUUUUUCGUUACUUUCGAGCGCGUAAAAACUAGAAAAUAUAACUAAUAAACAUUAAACUAGCCAUGAAGAUAUGUAGUAAAAUUUGAGAUAAAAAACAUUUUCAUUUUUUCAUUGAUUCGAUAAUCUUGCGAAUUUUCAAACCUUUCUCACUAGAAACAAUGUUACAAUUAAGUAAUAAUGGUAAAGAUGUUACAUGUGUGACCAGGACACAACAAUUAAAAAAAUAUAUCAUAUGUGAUUUAAAGACCGGAUUUAAAGAAACCUAAUACAAUAUGCGCUAAGAAUAGAAAACUGUCAAAUUACUGUAAGGUUCGACGAAAUUGUGAUAAAAUUCGAAAACGUUUUUACCAAACAGUCAUGCAUAUUCAACUGCGUAUGGGGAUAAAAAAAGGGCCAGGAACACAGAAUUCUUUGCAAUAUAAAGAUCUUCUGACGCAAAAUUUAGAAAACGAGAGGGCUCGGCGACUUUUAUCCUCCGUAUUUCCCAUGAAUAUGAAAGCCUCUAUGGUAAUCGCAAUUUCCUGAUAUAUGCUGUUAAAAAAUUGAUAAAUGUAAACCUAUGGGUAUAAUGCCAGUAUAUAACUGUCACCUGUCCUUUUUUAUAAUGGAUUCCUACUUGACAACGCAAUAUCUUUCAUCCCUGUUCUUGAUGUUACGUACAAGAUUAAAAAAAAAAAAGUUUCGUUCUUUUUAUCAUCAAAAAAAUUGCAGAGUAUAAAGAUUUUUUUAUAACCUUGUAUUUUAAGAAUAUCAGAUAAUCUCGAUACAAUGACUUUUGUGAAGAAAAUUUAAAUAAUCGAUUUAUAGUAGCAUUAAAUAAAUCGCCAUUCAGCGAAAAUCUUAUACUAUACUUGUGUGAGAAGGAAAGAAAGGCAGACAAGCUGUAUGGCGCGAAAACGGCGCCGCUGCGCCGCGGAGUGUCUCGCGAUUUUUACAAUCCGCUCUCUGUUGAUGCUGUGGCGCGAGCUAAACGACCGUUUUUAUUCUCCGUAGAGAAAAAAAAAAGUGAUUCCACGCCGAGGGAGAGGAUGGGACUGAAAGGGCGUGAACAGAGGAGAUCCCCGAGGAAUAGCAUUCGCUCCGCGUAAAACGCACACGUUCGCAUUUUAAUCCAAUGAAAUUACCAACAGCACAAAAAGACCGUUGCCUCUUUGCAAUUCGCCAAACCGGUGAACUACCUUUAAUUCACAACCAAGUUAUGUCUCGGCUCGAUCGUCACCCUUUUUAACCCUUCUCUCGACAACGACAGUGACUCUCGGUUAGGUUAAGUUAGGUUAGGUUAUUUCUAUCAUUCCCGGAGUUUUCUAUUAUUCGCGGAAUAUAACGCGCGUUUUUAUUUGCAGCGUCCUUUCGUCUCUACGUGCGCGCAAACCAUCUCGCGCCUCGUGCUGUGCUGUGUGACUGCUGAGUCAGACUGAGAAGAUUGCGAUACAGGAUAUUAUAUAUAUGUUUAUCCUGCCACUAGUUGCAUGACAUAACAUGCUCUUAUAGCUUAUUAUCUGGUGGAUGAUAUUAAUCCGUGAAUUUCUAAUACAGAUUAUACCUGGAUCCACAGCGUUUUACAUUAAAAUAGAUGAUAAAACAUUCCCCAUAUAAUGCCUUCAGCAAUUGGCUACAAAUUUACGUCGUUGCGAAUCCAAAAGAGAAGAAGGAUAAAACUAAGUAAAUUUGUACACGUCGAAAUACUUUCCCGCGAACAUCGAAUGUCGCUAAUCGCAAAAGACAUUCCUCGGUACGUCAGGAGGAUGACGGCAAUGGGAUAACACGAGGGGCGAAGUUCUUAUCGGUUUUCCAAUUUUCCCAUCGCCGGUUCAGUUCUUCGGGAUGCAAUUGUCGCGAAAAUCCAUUAUGAUUGGGAAGAGUGCGCGACGGGCGCACGUAUAUACACGUAGAAACACGAGACACGCGCAGAGUUGCACGCGGAGAGAGAGUUGCAUACACACAUGCACAAAAAUUCUUAACCCCCUUCGUGCUACCGUUUUUCCUCUCCCUCCUCUUAACUUCUGCCGGCGACAGCAUCGAAACGACUAUUCCUGUUAUAUUCCAGUAUUCACCGUGCCGAUACUAUCUGGCGGGUGUCAAGUUGUAUUUCACUUGUAAAUUAUUUUUUCCGUGAGUCUAUCUCGGCACCCCGUACGUCCGUCCGUCCGUCCGUCCGUCCGUUCGUUCGUUCGUCCGUCCGUCGGUCCUAUCUACCACCCUGCCAUCCCCAUGGCAAACGCACCUCUAAAAUAUUUAUGUGCACAGAUAUCGAGUUUCGAGCGCGGCCCAAUCGCAGCCACCGUACGCGAACCGAUGCCGCGGGUCGAUUAAUAUCGGGCCACCUGGUCAAAUCGCAUUCGGAUCGGUCGAAAAGGGGGGAAGGGAGAGAGAGAGAAAAAAAAGGGAAAAAAACCCUGUCAUUUUGGAAACGCACACGCCGCGGGCGUUUCACACAAUCGCGUACUGCGAAUCGCCUCGCUGUGAAUUCCCAUGAAUUUCAGAGGUCGCGUCGCCGUGGGAAAUUAAUCGGACGCGAGUGUGUGUGCGUGUGUAUGCGGCCCGGUCGACGAAAGUGGCUAUUCUUCGAGUGCGGAAACUUUCUUGGAUCCGGUAAGUGGACCGGCAGUGGAACCGGAAGCGUCCGUCAGGCAGUGGCAGCCGAAGGAAGUGGAUAUAUAUAUAUAUAUAUACGUUCCAUGCGUGAGCGGGCGAACCGGAUAAGUGGCGCGUACGUUCACGUGAAAGCCCGGCAGAACGUUAAGAUUAAAUGAAUGUUGUUACGGCGGGCGCUGGCGAUCGCGACGGGAAAAUCGAGGGGACACGGCAGGAUCGCUCGAUUUAAAUUCAUAGAUGUGCGAGCGAACGGGCCCACAAUGGUGGCUCGGUUCCCGCAACAAGUUCUGCUGCUACUCGUACUCGUUACUGGAUCAUCCACGGGAGAAGCUGAAGAUCCGCGGUGGAGCACAUACAGCGCUCGAAAAACUAGUCGAUCUUCGUCGCCACGAUCCUGGCCGUCUUCGAGUCUAGAGCAUCCCGCGAGGGAGACUAGAUCCUUGAAUAGCAAGCUCCCGGAAACUAGCUCUUGGAGCGUAGACAGAUCGAGUCCUGGAACUCGAUCGGAUCUGAGUUUCCUAGGAAGCGUGGUCGAGAGGUCCGAAGAAGAUGAAGACGAGAGGAGGAUACGGGCGCCGAGGGCCACUGAUACCGAGAACGCAAAGAUCACAAGCCAUAACCCGUCCAUCUCCUCCAGGAGUAACGAAACGAGCCAGACGGAUCCGUCCAAUCGGAUUUCCAUCGAAUCAUCGUCUUCGAAGUCGUCGGCGAUUGGCUAUCACCUCAUGAGAAUCUCAUCGACUUCUAGAAGCUCUUAUGACAUAAUUCCAACAUCCAAGACACGAUCAUUCAAAAUGGUCUCGCGCGGGAACUUGGAGAACAUGACGUCGAUGACGAAAGACAUCGCUAUGCCACGACGUCAAAUUAGACAUGUCCCAGUCCCCUGCGAGAAGUUUGUGGUCGGGGACUCGACAAAGAAGGAAUUUUAUAGCCCGAAUUAUCCCGAUCAGUAUCCAAAUCAGACAAUUUGUGAACGAGUUUUGGAAGCUGAGAAAGGUAUGCUACUGAAGCUCGACUUCCGGGACGAGUUCAACCUCGAAGACAGCCCGAAUUGCGCAUUCGAUUACCUCGAGGUACGUGACGGUCAGUAUGGUUACUCUAAUCUCCUCGGCAACUUCUGCGGCACGAAUUUUCCCCCCGAGAUCACGUCGAAGACGCGAUACCUUUGGCUGCGAUUCCGCAGCGACGAUAAUAUCGAGGGCAAGGGAUUCAAGGCUGUGUGGAGUACGAUACCGAGACCAACUUAUCCGGGCGUACUACCGGAACCAGAACCGUGCAUAUUUAACAUGACGGGUAAUCAAGUGGUGAUUAACACCGACGAUAUUGAGGACAAAAGAUUUCAGGCUCAGAAGGAAGGAUUCCCGUUGGAUUGCCUGUGGAUCAUUCAAGUGAAAGAGAAUUCAAAGAUCCUGCUGAUUCUAGACAAUUUCAAACUGCACCAACCAAACGAGUGCGAGGUCAAUUUUGUAGAGAUAUUUAAAAACAAAACGGACUUAGAUUCAUUGGAGAGGCGGUUCUGUGGCAGUAUCGCCGAUACCAUUAUCCUUCAAACCAAUAUCGCCUACUUGAGAUUUUAUGCACAGCCUAAGGCUGUCAACAGCAGCUUCGAGGCAGUGAUAACCGCCAUCAGGGAAAAGAAAACUGGAAAAUCUUGCAAUGAGGACGAGUACGAUUGCGAGGACGCGACGUGCAUUGCCGCGGACCUACAGUGCAACAAGAAACAUAAUUGCCGCUUCAAGUGGGACGAAGACGACGGAAAGUGCAAUGCAAAGAGCUCAGGGUUGUUUGAUUCGCACCAUAUCGUCAUAAUUCUUGUCGUUUUCUCUCUAAUUAUGUUUGGCAUGAGCUUUGCCUUCGUCUUCAACUGCAUCCGGAAGCUCAUUCGCGAUCACCGUAUUAUCCAGGAGCACAUAAGGCAAUCCAGAGAGAAUCGUUUGGACGAACUGGGUCGAAAGUCGACUCCAUGUCCAAUUUCAGUUUCCACGACGGAUCUGCACGAUCAUGGCAGCGAGUCACCUAGUUUGGAAGUCCUGCCCAGCAAAGAAUUGAUGCCACCUACUACCAUGAUAUCUCAGGAAUAUACCAAGGAACUCGUCCUCGAGAUGACUUACAACACGAGCGAUAUCACCGACAUUCACCAAAGCAAUAACGUGAGCAAUGCCACGCAGGAACGUUUGCAAGAGUCCAGCGAGGAGCCGGAGAUGCGCGACAAUUGCUGUCAAACUCGAGAAAGUCUUUUCGAACCACGAAUACCGGAUACGAUGAUGUCGUUAGGUUUCACGACCUUUGGCGUGCGCGCGCCUAGCUCUCAGAACGGGACCAAUCUUCACCACCAUCAUCAUUAUCAUCUUCGUCAACAGUCGCAACAGAGUCCGCAACAGUCUCAUCAAAGUGUUAAGUCUUCGCAACCAAGUUCGCAAUCGUCGCAGCAGAGCUCGCAGCAACAAAGUAUCUCUCAGUGCUCCGGUUGUAGUCCAGCGUCCCGCGGACACGACGGCAGUAUGGGCAUUUGUCCGAAGCAUAAUCCCAUACCAGCGCCACCAGGUUGGUCUUCCCACGAAGCCAAUUAUCCAGUGCCUGUGCCGCAAGCUGCCCAGUACCCGGAACAGUUGGACUAUCCGUCUUAUCAGAAAUUCCAAAGUCCUAAGCCCAGCAGGGAGUCUAGCGACGUCUACAGUCGACAGUCACCCAAGUUUCUACGUCAAGGCACCGUGGGAUCUGGCGAGAGGUACGGUAGUUCCAUGUACGGAUCCGGCCAUGGCUCCAGCAACAACACGUCUAGCACAUCGCAACACUCGUCCGGCAAUACGCCUACUAAACGUCAACCAACGCUGGACCCGAGGUAUCGGGCAGAGGCAGUGAUCGAAGUGGAUCAGAGACGGCCAUUUAGUAUAGAAAGCACGAAAAGUGCUCCGGACGUGAUCGCGACGCACUGACGCCGGGGUCUUGGGGAUUGGGAGCCCUACAAGAGACGCCAUCCCCGUCAAAAUUACCCAGUGACGACUUGCAACGGCAAUGGGAACAAAGUGACCGUCGCCACGCAGAGUUCUCUCGACGAUGACGCCUCGACGAGCUCCACCAUAGAGGUAAACUCCUCCUCCUGAUCCACGUGUCGCGACGCGCUCGAUCGCGAGAAAUCGGGCGAGAAUUUGCUUACGGUCAGUGAUCACGAAUCAUCAAGGAUCGGUCAGCAAUCCGGGGUCGGUGAUAUAUCCACUCAUAUCUAUUCAACUGGAGAGAGACAUGUCGAGGAAGUCGCUGGUGAAUCAACUAAACUAGAGAGUUCAACAACGGUCAGCGACGCGUCUGGCUCCAAUUCAGUCAAUCUCAACGCGGAGUCUCGACUCGACGGUUCGAUUCCCACGGCGCGCUCGACUAAUCGUACCGGUUGGACGACGGCGGGCGAUUCGACGAUUUCGAAAUCGUGGCGGGCAAAGGCAGCCUUGAAGCUACACGAUUUACCGAUUCUCCGGCCACCGGAGGGGUUCCGGGUACCUGUGUUCAGAUGCAGGACUCCAUCUCUCUCCUGGCAGCACUGCGCGUGUCUCUCGCACACGCAUCUACCGCCGCAGCGAUCAUCGAUCGCCUGGAGUGCCUUCGAGCGAUGCAGUUUGGACCCCAUGUAUCGCACCUGGCCUAAUCGAGCAGCAAGAAGAUUUGGCCGGCCUUCGAGAAGGACGGUCGGUACUCAGAGCUCUCUCGACGGUGCUAAAUCGUCCCUCGGCUUUCUCCGAUGCGUUGUCAGAUCGAUCGAUAUGACAGAGAGAUCGCUGGACCAGGAAAUCGGAGCUUCUAUACCUUUCUAGUGUUUGCUUUACGGUUUGAAUUACACCACGGCCGAUUUCCACGUCACUGCUUCUGUGUUUUUCUACUCGAUAAUGCGCACACGUUUUAACUUCACGAGUUGCUAUGUUUAUUUUUUCUCAAAGGAAAAACGCGAAUUUCCUCGAGCGCGGGCUCGAUGUUAGUUGUAUUGUAUUUAAAACGAUAGAGAAGUGUAUGUCAGCCAUGUGUAUAACCGCAUCGGCGAUACGUUAUCCAUGAUGCGAUCCAAAUAGGCAGAGACAACUUCUAUCGGCUUACAGCUCGACCGUUUCCUAGGAGUGAUAAAAGUAAAUAGGUAUUGGUCGCGUCACUUGAGCGGACCAGGUAAGUGCAAUAGUCUACGUUGAUGGUGUCGCGCGAAUAAAUUUCUGACGGAAGCGAUUGAAACCGAGAAAUCGAGAAUCGUGUAUUUUGUCUCGUAAACAAUCCGCUGCCUGUACGCUAUCUGUACGAUAAGUGAAUCGUGAAGAGAAUAAAAGAACGAGAAAAAAUCUCGAUCUCCUCCCGCUCUUCCCGUAGCUUAGAGUUCGAACUAGUACUUAAACGCGAUUAAAUCGAGUCGUUUGAAGCAGUGCUAUAUAUAGACGGAAAAAAGGGAAGAAAAGAAGAAAAACGCUCCUUUCGAUUCGAGAAAGAAGAAGAUGAAAGGAUUCUUUUGAACUUAUACUCAAGUUUAUAGUACAUUUAAUAGUAUUUAUAUUUACAUGUUUACAUUAAUAGAUUGUUCUAAUAUUUUCUCGUAAUUUCUCCCUUUUAGCAAUGUAAUGACUCUGGUUUAAUAUUUCAUCUAAAAAUUGCAACGUGGAAUCAUAUCGCACCAGUAGAAUUAAUUUUGCAACGGAAAGAAAUUUAUAUAAAGUACAGGCGACUCGUUCCAGAUAUUUCAAUAUUAAAGCAAGGUCUUUUUCCGAAUCGCGCUGUUACUUUUAUCACAGAGUCAAAUUCUGCCGGAAUAAUUUUAACGUCACGGGAAAAUCUGUUUUAAACGUUUUAAUAAUUCUCUCGAACACAUAAAGCAAGGGCGGAGGAGGGGGGGGGAAGCAGCGUAAGAUAAGAAAACGCAUUCUAUCGAUACUGAUUAUUGAUUUCUGCGAAAUCUCACGGGCUUAAUGGAACGUAACAUAUCGGGAACGGAACUUCAUUCGUUCUUACACGUAGCACCGCCUAGGAACAGAGAGGCGGGAAUCGAGGGCUAUUAAUCACUCGUUAACCGAAGAGAAAAACAAACCCUCCCUACGACGGCUUGCGGUCUCUUUUCCGCUUAGUCGCGAAGAAAAAAGACGAAUAAAGUGGUUCGUGAGUUUUGCCCGUACGUCAGAAACAACUAAUUAUUUCAACUGGGCGCGCUGUAAAUUAUCGACGUAUCGGUGGGCGAUAGUUCGGGGGGGGAGGAAGAAAUUCAAAGCGAACGCCUGAUAAAGCCACUGGAUUCAUAGAACAUCCCCGUGUUUCCCCGAUAUCCAAUGUAUUCCCGUCACGUAGUCUAACCGUAUGCUUCGCGAAACGAUACUUCUUCUUUAGCAGCGUUGCGUGUAGCGUGCCGGAAGACGUUUCCGAUAAUUCUUCCUACGAAUCCAUCCCAGCUGGAUCAAACCGGGAUUAAUGGUGAACGUGACGUUCUAACGAUUUUAGGCAUGUUGUCUGUUCACGUUCCGCACAUUUAAUCCUAAAUGUGCCGACUGAAAUGCGACGCGCUAGGACAGAAAUGUAAAUCCGAAUCUUGCUCUUUUUCAGUAUCGUUUAACGAUAGCCCGCGGAAUGCGACUGGCAUCGAUCGGCGUCGAGUGAGGAUCUCGCAAUGAUGUACAGACGGCGCGCACGACGAUAAUAUUAGGCAAACUAUUUUUACAUGUGGUGAUUUCUACGGAAAAGUUGCGAGUCUGCGCGCGCUCGGUCGCAGCAAGUAGUUCGAGAGAUGCAUUUAUAGUUCGUAAUACACACACAUAUACGCAUGCACAUGCGUAUGCGUUAUACUUCGCAUAUUUUACUAAUUUACAUAUUUACAUGUUUUGCUAAUUUACAUAAUCGCGCACACGCCAGCACGUCGAACUUGUGUCCUCCGAUCAGCUGACACGCGCAGCUGCUCACGUACGUGAUAUGUAUUUAUUUUCAUCAAUGUCCCGGGACGUGAGUUGAAUGUCGGACGAACGGCGGCCUUGCAUCUAUUUUACGUAUGCGUCUAGGGAUGUCUGAAAUCAUACGCGGUCUGAUAACCAUCCAAGCGUGAUAGCACGAGCAUGCACAUGACGACUGUACAGUUUCCGCUGUGUCCUUUAUAAGCUCUGUGUGCAAACUAUUAGAUCGUUCUCAGUGGCCCUUUAGCCGUUAAUUCUUGUAUGUGGUUAAUUCCUUGUAACCGUUGAAACCAACGUUAUAUAUGCCCGCGUUUCUCUGUUUACUAAUUUACAAUUACAAUUUAGCUGUUGAGCUGAAUAGUGUACGAUAUCAAUCAGUAAUAAUAAGUUAUUACUUAUUUAUAAAAUAUAGAAGCAUAAUUUAUUUUGGCAUUUUUAAAUUUUCAUUAUAAAAGAAGUGAAUUUUACCUUAGGUAACUCAAAUUCUUCUUUUUCUUAAACUUAUAGAAAUACAAAAUACUUGUAUGAAACAACUUUAAUUAAAUAAUAUACAAGUUGUAUUUUUAUAUUUUUGUCGAUUAAAUGUACUGCCACUAUUCUUAUUGUUCAUUUAUCUAAUAUAUUUAUAAUACUUAUUUAUUUAUCAAAUAUUCUGAUUUAUAUAUAGGAUUUUAUGUAUAAAAUGAGGUUUAUCGUUAAUAUCCCUUUAUAUUAUUAAUAUUUUUAAUUUUUUCCAAUUGUAUAAAUGUACUUUGAAAAAAUUUAAUAUUAUUAACUUGAAUUUUUCUUCUAUUAUUAAGCAUAUAAAUGCAUAAUGUCAAGUUUAAAAAAAUGUUUAUCUGUUGAUGAAAAUUCAUAGUUUUUUAUUUAGAAAAUGAUGUAUAUUGUUGUUGCUAAUGUUAUUACUACUAACACAGAGAAAAAUCUAGAAGUAAUUGUACAUACUUGUGUGUAUUACGACAGAAUAUGAUCCAAACAAACUAAAUCCUCUUUGAACGGAGGAAAAAAGAUCGAAUUCUACAAAGAAACAUAAGUGACUUGUAUAUAUGUAUAAUCGUACAUAUCCGAUGCAACAGUAUUACGACAUUAUUUGUAUACUUCAUUAUUCAGUAUGAUUUAUCUUCACCCCAUUUAUAUCAUUCUGGCAUUUGAUUCUACCCUUAUGCAAAAUAUACACAUAGCAAAAGACAAACGGAAAAGUACGACCAUGCGUGCGCAGACUUCUGUACCCACGACCAGAUUGUUAAUUAAAUUAGUCAAUUAAAUUAAAUCGAUUAAGAGGGUGUGAAAGUUAAUGUUUAAUUAUGAUUGAGAGAACUAUGUUUAUGAAUGCAGAUUUCGAACAAUUCGAGACCUAACCGAGUACCCAGAAUUUGUGUACAGAUCACGAGUUAACGUUUAACGUGUAGAACAGAAUGUACAGAGUGUACACAUUUGUAUAUAAACUCUCUACAAGACUAUUAAGAUGAUACACACGAGAUGGAUUAUAAAUAUAGUACUUUUAAAAAAAA